AGGCUCUAUGGAAUCGUGCUAAAAUAAGCUACAAUGGAAACAAAUAGCGACCAGGAGUGCUGCGGCUCAGGAUGUACAAACUGUGUUCUCGAUCUAAAACCCUCACGUCACAAACUACCUCCUGGAGUGACCAAUCUGUUCGAUCGAACUUACCAACCAUUCGUGUGCUGUUCGAUCGUGCAACAGGCGGAGAACGUGUUUAGAUUUACGUUCCGUAGGGAUAAAUCUUCACACGAUCCUUCGAAUAAUCAUCGGCUAAUUGUACCUCCAGGGUGCCAUUUACUUAUGCGAGCACCGAAAACGUUUAACCGAUCAGAGUAUCCCGCAGAUGAUCAGUUGGUAUUGUGGCGUAAACAACAUCCGGCGCAUCAAGUUGUGGAUCGUGUUCCGACCAGCGAGUUGGAAAAAUAUGAUAAAAAUGAAGAGGAUUUGUUCUUCAGCCGACCGUACACCCCAAUAGCGCAUAACCACGAAGCGGCCACUUUUGAAGUACUCAUCAAAAUGGAACCCGGAGGAAAAAUGACGGAAUAUCUGUUAACCCUCUCGAUUGGAUCUACGACGGAGUGGAAAGGAGUGUAUGGGGAAUUUCAACGGAGGCGAAACCAGUACCCGAAUGUGGUAGGCUUUGUCCAGGGCGUUGCCAUAGCACCAGUCUACAGUACGAUGAGAUCAAUACUAGACGACGAUGAAGAUUACACUAGAUUGACGCUGUGCGCUUGUUUUCGAGAUUUGGAAAACGUGCUACUGCGAGACGAACUCCAGGCGAUGGCCGGAUAUUGGAACUUUAAAUAUGAAACGUAUCUUUCUCGACGUAGCUGUAGCUGUUUACAAGAUGAAGCGAGUUCUUGUAGCUGUAUCGCAAAGCGAAAAAAAUAUAAUGAACCCAUAUACGAUCGUCGAUUGGAUGAGAAAGACAUUGCACGUUUAAUGGCGCCCUCUUCGGAAAAGAAAAAUAGUUCCCCAUUGGUUUUACUUUGUGGGACUGAUUCCUUCACGUCGUUUAUUAUAUCUAAUCUAGUAAAGUUAGGAAUAGAAAAUUUUUAUAUUUUUUAA
Messenger RNA from Anopheles coustani, 1053 nucleotides. Its product is annotated as NADH-cytochrome b5 reductase-like. Lineage: Eukaryota; Metazoa; Arthropoda; Insecta; Diptera; Culicidae. The transcript has a single exon. Gene Ontology annotation, molecular function: oxidoreductase activity. The record is from RefSeq and is a predicted model, not a curated record. The coding region runs from base 34 to 1053 and encodes 339 amino acids.